Rhizopus microsporus ATCC 52813 is the source of this 291-nucleotide messenger RNA. Its product is annotated as RNA polymerase Rpb6. The transcript is spliced from 2 exons. Gene Ontology annotation, biological process: DNA-templated transcription. Gene Ontology annotation, molecular function: DNA binding; DNA-directed RNA polymerase activity. Gene Ontology annotation, cellular component: RNA polymerase I complex; RNA polymerase III complex; nucleus. The record is from RefSeq and is a predicted model, not a curated record. Lineage: Eukaryota; Fungi; Mucoromycota; Mucoromycetes; Mucorales; Rhizopodaceae. The coding region runs from base 1 to 291 and encodes 96 amino acids.
AUGUCAGGAGGAAACAUUAGACAAAGAGAACAAUUACCAGAUCCAAAUGAAAGAACAGAACGUUUGACAACACCUUAUAUGACUAAAUAUGAGCGAGCAAGAGUAUUGGGAACAAGAGCCUUACAGAUUAGCUUAAACGCGCCUGUGAUGGUUGAACUGAAUGGAGAAACAGACGCAUUGGCUAUUGCUAAUCGGGAAUUAAGAGAAAAGAGGCUUCCAUUGACCAUUCGUCGUUAUAUGCCAGAUGGUACCUAUGAAGACUGGAAAGUCAGAGAUUUGAUCGUCGAUUAA